Messenger RNA from Schizosaccharomyces osmophilus, 651 nucleotides. It is a transcript of the gene rrp15, whose product is annotated as rRNA processing protein Rrp15. NCBI's taxonomy places the organism in Eukaryota, Fungi, Ascomycota, Schizosaccharomycetes, Schizosaccharomycetales, Schizosaccharomycetaceae. The record is from RefSeq and is a predicted model, not a curated record. The coding region runs from base 1 to 651 and encodes 216 amino acids. Gene Ontology annotation, biological process: maturation of LSU-rRNA; maturation of 5.8S rRNA. The transcript has a single exon. Gene Ontology annotation, cellular component: preribosome, large subunit precursor.
AUGGCAAAACCAGGCAAAAAGGAUAAUAAUAACGCAGAAAUCGAGUUUGUGCCAGAGGCAGAGCAAGAAGAAAAACAAUUUGUCCAAGAUAAUGCCAACAACUCUGACUCCGAAGAAGAAUUAGAGGAUUUGGACAGCGAAGAUGAAGUUGAUCAAUUGGGAGAUUCUGAUGCUGAAAGUGCGGAUGAGCAGACAUUAGAUCAUGGAGAAGAAAAGGAUAAAACAAGCUCUAUGGCUGAUGAUAUUGCAAAUCUUUUGAAUGAAGAACCUGCUGCUCCUGAAACGGCUGAGACUCCCGUAUUGAGUUUGUCCAAAAAGUCAAAGAAGGUAAUUCGCAAGAGCGGCGCAGACAAGAAGGCUUCGAAGCUACGCACUGCUCAUCGUCGUGAGCGCUUGAGAAAGGAAAAUGUUGGUCGUGUUACCAAUAUUGUUGCUACUGACGGCGAUACAGUCAAAACGUACUUUACACAUGAACGAGAGCUUCGUCGUGUUGCCCGAAGAGGUGUCGUACAAUUGUUCAAUGCCGUUCGUACUUCUCAAAUGAGAGGAGCUAUGAUGAGCUCUUCUGUUUCUGGUGGCCGAACGACUCGUGAGCAAAAGGUGCAAGAGCUUUCCAAAUCGAGCUUCCUUGACCUCAUUAAAUCACAAUAA